UUCACGUUUAUGAAUUUCUUUUGUUGUGAUAAAACGUUUAGCUAGCUGCCGGGAAAUUUUCUUUAAUCGUAUUAUCCACAAAGUUAUAUUUGUCUGUUUUUAUAAUUUGAGAGGAUGAGUGGCGGAGUGUAUGGAGGCGAUGAGGUUGGAGCCCUGGUGUUUGACAUAGGAUCAUACACAGUGAGAGCUGGCUAUGCUGGAGAAGAUUGUCCCAAGGCUGACUUCCCCACAGUGAUCGGCGUGACCCUGGACAGAGAGGAUGGCAGCACCCCGAUGGAGACAGACGGCGGGGACAAGGGCAAGCAGGGCACCAACUACUUCAUCGACACCAACCAGCUGAGGGUGGCCCGCGAGAACAUGGAGGUCAUGUCACCGCUCAAAAACGGCAUGAUCGAGGACUGGGACAGCUUCCAGGCCAUCCUAGACCACACCUACAAGAUGCACUUCAAGUCCGAGCCCAGCAUGCAUCCUGUACUCAUGUCAGAAGCCUCGUGGAACACACGAGCCAAGCGGGAGAAGCUAACCGAGCUGAUGUUUGAGCAUUACAACAUUCCCGCCUUCUUCCUGUGUAAAACGGCAGUGCUCUCCUCCUUUGCCAAUGGACGAUCCACAGGGUUGGUGUUAGACAGCGGCGCCACACACACAACAGCCAUUCCAGUGCAUGACGGUUACGUGCUUCAGCAAGGCAUUGUCAAGUCUCCCCUUGCUGGGGAUUUUAUGAGCAUGCAAUGUAGAGAGCUAUUUCAAGAGUUAAAUGUUGAAAUAGUCCCUCCUUACAUGAUUGCCUCAAAGGUGAGACCUGCUAAAGAUGCAGUACGUGAAGGAGCCCCAGCAAGCUGGAAGAAGAAGGAGAAACUACCUCAAGUCACCCGUUCCUGGCACAACUACAUGUGUAAUACUGUGAUCCAGGAUUUCCAGGCCUCCGUGCUGCAGGUUUCAGACUCGCCGUACGAUGAACAAGUUGCAGCCCAGAUGCCCACAGUUCACUACGAGCUGCCCAAUGGAUACAACUGUGACUUUGGGGCAGAGAGGCUGAAGAUUCCAGAGGGCCUUUUCGACCCCUCCAAUGCCAAGGGUCUGUCUGGCAACACCAUGUUGGGAGUCGGCCACGUGGUGACCACCAGUGUGGGAAUGUGUGACAUUGAUAUUCGGCCGGGUCUUUAUGGUAGUGUGGUGGUCACCGGCGGCAACACACUCAUCUCUGGCUUCACGGACCGACUCACCAGAGAACUCUCUCAGAAGACCCCCCCUAGCAUGAGGCUGAAGUUGAUAGCCAACAACACAACGGUGGAGCGCAGGUUCAGUGCCUGGAUAGGAGGCUCCAUCCUGGCAUCACUAGGAACUUUCCAGCAAAUGUGGAUCUCGAAACAAGAGUACGAGGAGGGCGGUAAGCAGUGUGUGGACAGAAAGUGCCCUUGAUUGACCGCCAACAACGUUCUGCUGCCUCCAGAACUCCCAACAACGUUCUGCUGCCUCCAGAACUCCCAACAACGUUCUGCUGCCUCCAGAACUCCCAACAACGUGUCUAGUUUAACAUUUUAUUGUGGACUCCAGAACUCCCAACAACGUGUCUAGUUUAACAUUUUAUUGUGGACUCCAGAACUCCCAACAACGUGUCUAGUGUAACAUUUUAUUGUGGACUCAGGAACACCCAAGGACGGUUGCUGUUUUUGAUGAUUUAAAAAAAAACUGAUAAGUCUGUCUUUUUUAUAAUUUUAUGUAGAAAACAUUGACUAUAACAAACCGUGUCACAUUGCUAUGAAGAGGGAGGGGGAGGCUAAGUUCCUUUUUGAUUCCACAUCAUUUUCAGUAUAUUUAACGACUUGAUAUUUUGAUAUCAGUCCUCUUGACAGGUAAGAAACACUUGGGCAGUGUUAGUGGAUAUGCAUUAUCUAAUGUGGUGUCAGGUGAAUGUCAUUUGUCUUUAAGCCUUUCCAUUUUGAGUUAGUGAAUACGCUUCUCUAAUGAUGCCAUUAAUUCGCUGUCGUUGAGUUGCUGGACAAGACAAUUAUUCACUGCAAAUGAAAUUUGUAUUUCAUUUCACUCAUGUUGAUAUUUGAUUGGCUAUUUGCUGUCUUGAAAAUAAAAGGAAUAUUUGUUAAGUGA
This is a messenger RNA of Salvelinus namaycush (lake trout), 2106 nucleotides long. Its product is annotated as actin-like protein 6A. The record is from RefSeq and is a predicted model, not a curated record. Gene Ontology annotation, molecular function: chromatin binding. The coding region runs from base 115 to 1419 and encodes 434 amino acids. Gene Ontology annotation, biological process: regulation of transcription by RNA polymerase II; nervous system development. The transcript has 14 exons. Gene Ontology annotation, cellular component: NuA4 histone acetyltransferase complex; SWI/SNF complex. NCBI's taxonomy places the organism in Eukaryota, Metazoa, Chordata, Actinopteri, Salmoniformes, Salmonidae.